AUCAAGAAUUUGAUACCCCAGAUAUUCUUCUUUUCUUUCAAAACACACGAAAGUACUAAACUACUUCUACGUAUCAGGAUUCAGAACUCCAGUUGCUGACACAUUUAACGGAACUGAAACUGAAGCACAAAUGUCUUCUCUUCUCCUACAACCUCUGCCAACUCUCACUUCUUCCUCUUCUACACUUCUCUUUCUCCAAAAUCAACUCCAUAGCUCUUCUCUAACCUCUCUUAAAAGACCCAAAAAAAUUCUCCUUUCAAAACCUCUCAAAAUCCCGUCUUUUGCUCUCACAGAGUCCUCAGACUCUCCUCAAUCUCUUGACCCUUCUCCGCAAACCCUCCUUCAAGAGCUCUCGGAUUGCUUUGAUCUUCCACCAGAUUUUUUCCAACAAUUACCGAGUGAUCUUAGAUUAGAUUUAAAUGAUGCAGCUUUUGAUCUUUCGAAUGGACCGGUUCUUGAUGAGUGCGGUAGAGAGCUGGGAGAAAUCUUGUUAAAUCUCUCUCGAGCAUGGGAGCUGGCUGACACAUCAACUUCCCGAACUUUAGCGAGCAAGUUGCCUGUGCUGGAGAGCUCUUUAACAAACAAUGCUAAAUCAGCAUUUGGCAAACGUUUAGUAUCUGCUGGAAGGAGGUUCCAGUCCAUGGGACAGUAUGGUCAGGGUGAACUGCAAAAGAUUGCAAAAACAAUGAUCACAACAGGAAAGCUGCUUUCUGCAAGUUCAAUAUCAACAGCAACUGAUGAAGAACCGAAGAAAGAAACAAGAGUCCUGAAGUUUGGAGACCUACAGAUUGAAAUAACACCCGUGAAAGCUAAUAUUGGGGCUGUCAUUGCACUUGUGUUUGGGAUUCUUUCAUGGGAACUAGCUCAAGGCAUUCAAAGCAGUCCAGAGAGUUCAUUGGAGUAUGCAAAUGGCAAUGCUUUACUGCUGGCUAAGUCUCUGAGAGGAACUCUACUUGCCCUUUGCUACUCAUCAACCUUACUGUCUGCUUGUACCACUGUGGGACUUUUCUUUCUGGCAAGACAAGUUAAGUCGAAGGAAAAUUGAGCUUUCAGCCCACUUCCACUAAAAGUGAUGACAUGAAGGUCUUGGUAUUUUUUCUAACAAUGGAAGCACAGAACUACUCCAGCAUGAUGUCAUAAUUGCCUAAUCCUUUCUUUAUUUUUUGACCUACCUCUGAAAGUGUACAAGGCCAUAUGAGCUAAAAAGUUCUGCUGUCUGCAUUUUGCCUUAUGUUUUGUAAAGCAAAGGUCUCAAGACUUCUUGUAUGCAGAUUUACGUUAUAGUUGUACAGCCAAUAUAUAUAAGUGCAUACCUUCCUUUUA
Molecule: messenger RNA, 1323 nt
Organism: Populus trichocarpa (black cottonwood)
Lineage: Eukaryota; Viridiplantae; Streptophyta; Magnoliopsida; Malpighiales; Salicaceae
Exons: 9
Coding region: 131-1045 (304 amino acids)
Source: RefSeq, a predicted model, not a curated record